Messenger RNA from Coregonus clupeaformis (lake whitefish), 1952 nucleotides. RefSeq names its product zinc finger protein 436-like. Gene Ontology annotation, biological process: regulation of transcription by RNA polymerase II. The transcript has 2 exons. NCBI's taxonomy places the organism in Eukaryota, Metazoa, Chordata, Actinopteri, Salmoniformes, Salmonidae. Gene Ontology annotation, molecular function: RNA polymerase II cis-regulatory region sequence-specific DNA binding; DNA-binding transcription factor activity. The record is from RefSeq and is a predicted model, not a curated record. Bases 389 to 1597 code for a protein of 402 amino acids.
ACGUGACUACAGUUUGCGUUGGAUUGUGGGUCAUAUCAACCCCACAAGUGAUUAAAGUUCUUUACUCGCUCCCUCGAGCUAAAUCGAGGGCCGAAUUGAACUUCGAUUUAAGAUGGCAAUCAAACUGCAUCCGGUUUCGACGGGGAUUUCGCCGAGGGAAAGUGGCUAGCGCGAGGGCUGAGGGGGUAAAAAUAACGUGUUUGGACUGCAGCCCCUGCUCAACAGACGCCAUAGGACUCUUUAAUGAUCAUAUGACCACUCGUUCCUCCCCUCCGUUUGCUUUCGCGGAAGUAAAAUCUAUCAAUGAGGUGGCUAGCAAAGCAGAGCAUCUAUCACUAUUUAUUGUCUUUUCCGACUGAAAAUCUUUAGUAACAUAACACUAGUCAGAAUGUUAUUCCAGGAGAAUAUGACAAAUUGUGUUACUUUUCAGACCAAAUUAACCUCCGUUAUCGAUGUGUUAGCCAAAACUGCGGUGGCAGAAAUAAGUAAAUUAUUCAAUGAUGGGUUUGCUGUUUUACGCUUGGAAAUGUGCCGAAGAGAAAAUGAAAUUGAAGCCUUAAAAAUCAAAUUAUUGUUUAUGGAGAACGAACGGCAAACGACGAGGUCCAAAGCGCGAGAAGCAGGCUGUUCUUCUGCAUGCUCUUCGUCUUCCAGCAGAGCAGAGCAGGGGUCCAAAGGGUGUGAUGAGGAUGCUGGUGAAAGGACUUCAUUUGAGCAGACCGCCAGGGAGAAAGUGAUCGCACCUAAAGACGACCAACUGGAUCAAAAUAGACCACAGCCACCUGCAGAAGAAAUAGAGGGGCUCGAUGAACAGUAUAGGUCUGGCCACAGAGAGAAGGGUAGUGAACUAGAGUUAGUGAAGACUGAGCAGGAAGAGUAUGAUGUUAUUUCACUACAUACAUCAGGAAGUGAACAUGGCACAGAGAGAUCAGAUCAUCAGGAAACUGAGUUUGCUGUGGAUGACAGAGAAAGUCAACUGUGGGCGUCUUUAACAGAGAGCAACUGUGACUCGGAGGGUCCAGAUUGCACUUAUGGUACAGAACAAUAUCCACAGGAUCAAGAUGCAGACAUACAGCUCAUUCAAAGUGCAGUGGAGGGUCUCGAUAGUGAUCCAUCGUCAGAGAUAGGUGACAUUAGCGGAGAGAUGCGAGCACAGUCUGUUUGGAAUGACAGAAGGACCCCUACAGAUUUGGUUCAGGCACAGCCAGGACAGCACAGAGAAACCAUGCACCCAGUGAGAAGGCAGGAUGGGACAACUACCAGAAUGCCGUCAGACAAACAAACACUAGCCAAUGAGGGUGCAGCAUAUUCCAAUGUUUGGCUAAACAAUGUAUUCUCGCUUGCCCCAAGUUGUUCAAAUGGUUUCAACUCAAAAGUAUCCCCAAGGAGAACCCCAGCAAGAGAGAAGUGGUUUGUUUGUUCCUUUUGUGGAAAGAGCUUUGACCGGGUCGGUCACCUGGAGAUGCAUCAACGGAUUCAUACGGGAGAGAAACCGUACAGCUGUGUGAUGUGUGGAAGGUGUUUCGCUCAGCAGAGUAAUCUCCGCAGACACCAGCGAGUACACAGGGGCCACACAACAAAGCAAACGGUCUACUGAUGGUUAUCACCAUGACGAGACAACUAAGAACAUUGUGAAACAACCUCAUUGACAUAUCAACAUUUUCUAAUGACUGAGAACAGAGUUGAUAAGACAAUCAAGACACACUUGCAGAAAGCAGCCGUGUGUUACUUUUGUCUUCCCAUUCUGUAAAGUGAGAGCAGUGAGACCCUACCACAACUGUUGCGCUAGUGGUGCUUAUAUACUGUAGAGAGGGAUCAAAGUAACAGGUUUACAGCCUCCUGCUUGUGACCUUUUAAGGAACGCUUAUUAAGAGGAUCUCCACCAUCUUUUGUAGAACUAGACUAAUACUACAAUGCAUACAUUUUUAUGAAUAAAAAUGAAAAUUCUCAAA